This is a messenger RNA of Pundamilia nyererei, 1640 nucleotides long. RefSeq names its product desmin b (gene desmb). Bases 37 to 1449 code for a protein of 470 amino acids. Gene Ontology annotation, biological process: skeletal muscle organ development; intermediate filament organization. NCBI's taxonomy places the organism in Eukaryota, Metazoa, Chordata, Actinopteri, Cichliformes, Cichlidae. Gene Ontology annotation, molecular function: structural constituent of cytoskeleton. The transcript is spliced from 9 exons. The record is from RefSeq and is a predicted model, not a curated record. Gene Ontology annotation, cellular component: cytoplasm; Z disc; cell-cell junction.
GCUGCAGCUCUCGCCAGGCUCUCUGUGUCCUCCAACAUGGCCUCCUACAGCUCCUCCGGUCAGACCGCCUCAUCGUACCGCCGCACCUUCGGUCAUGGCACCUACGCCUCACCAUCACUCAACCGAUCCCUGCUGGGCCACAGCGGCAGUGGCGGGGGUCAUGUCACCUCCAGGGUCUAUGAGGUGACCCGUACCAGCGCCACACCAGCUUACCGGGUCUCCUCAAGCUACUAUGGCAGGCCGGUGACAACCUCCCGGGCAUCCGUUGGGCGCUCUUAUGCUGGCAUGGGCGAGACGCUGGACUUUAGCCUGGCGGACGCCCUCAACCAGGAGUUUCUCACCACACGGACCAAUGAGAAGGCCGAGCUGCAGCACCUGAAUGAUCGUUUUGCCAGCUACAUUGAGAAGGUCCGCUUCUUGGAGCAGCAGAACCAGGCGCUAGUGGUGGAGGUGGAGCGCCUGCGAGGCCGUGAGCCCACGCGCAUUGCCGACCUGUACGAGGAGGAGAUGAGCGAGCUUAGGAGGCAGGUGGAGAUCCUGACCAAUCAGAGGUCACGCAUAGAGGUGGAGCGGGACAACCUGCUCGAUGACCUGGAUAAACUCAAAAUCAGACUCCAGGAGGAGAUUCUUCAAAAAGAAGAAGCAGAAAACAACCUGGCUGCUUUCCGAGCGGAUGUGGACGCUGCCACUCUGGCCCGUCUGGACCUGGAGAGACGCAUCGAGACGCUGCAGGAGGAAAUCGCUUUCUUGAAGAAGAUCCAUGAAGAGGAGAUCCGUGAGCUGCAGGCCCAGAUGCAGGAGACUCAAGUCCAGAUCCAGAUGGACAUGUCCAAGCCGGACCUGACGGCAGCACUACGAGACAUCAGGGCUCAGUAUGAGGGCAUUGCUGCCAAGAACAUCGCAGAGGCUGAGGAGUGGUACAAGUCCAAGGUGUCUGAUCUGAACCAGGCGGUAAGUAAGAACAACGAGGCUCUGAAGCAGGCCCGUCAGGAGACCAUGGAGUUCAGACACCAGAUCCAGGCCUACACCUGUGAGAUCGACUCCCUCAAAGGCACCAAUGAGUCUCUGAUGAGGCAGAUGCGGGACAUGGAGGACCGUCAUGGACGAGAGGCCGGCAACUACCAGGAUAGCAUUGCCCGCCUGGAGGCGGAGAUCGCCAACAUGAAGGACGAGAUGGCGCGCCACCUCCGUGAGUACCAGGACCUACUCAAUGUCAAGAUGGCGCUGGAUGUGGAGAUCGCCACCUACAGGAAGCUGCUGGAAGGAGAGGAGAGCAGGAUUGCCUUGCCUGUGCAAACCUACUCCACGCUGAGUUUCCGAGAGACCAGCCCUGAGCAGCAGCGCUCCUCUGAGAUGCAUUCAAAGAAGACUGUCCUCAUCAAGACCAUCGAGACUCGCGAUGGAGAGGUUGUCAGCGAGUCCACGCAGCACCAGCAAGACAUCAUGUAACAGCCUGCAGGACAUAAGAAGAGAAGAAGAAACAAAAAGCUCUCAUGUGUCCCUGCCUGAGACGGACACAUGAAAACAAUAAAGAAACAAGCAAAAGAAAUAAAACUAAGAAAUAAGACUUUACACACUCGUCUUUACGGCCUGCCCUGUGUUUGUUUGCAAGUUACUGAGAUGUGUGUAUUUAAAGCAGA